AUGAUCUCUUACCUGUAUAGUCUCUUUGCUCGUGCCAUGUCUCCAUUGAUCCACAACGGUCUUCCCUCCCCGGUAUCCCAAGAGGGUUCGGAAGAGAUUAAGACAGGGCUUGCUGUCAAGAAGGAGCUCUUGAACGAGAUAGCGAAUUCCAUUUCGACCAAUGCUCAGGUCUUGAGCACCUUCUUGCACUCUGAAGGUCAUCCUAUUCCGUCUUUCGAGCGCGAUGCUGCCCCUAAGACUUUGCCAGCCUCAGCCCCAGGCGAAAUCCAGGCGGCACGCGAGGCGCUGUUGGACGCAUCGAUGAAGAUGUUCCAGUUAGCAUCCGGCCCUAGCGAGUACCUGCCCAACCUGGCAGUGCAUUACCAACAUCUGUCAUGUCUGCACUGGCUGGUUCAUUUCGGCAUCCUUUCACGGGUCCCCCUCGUCGGAUCUAUUUCCUAUGCCUCGCUAGCGGCGGAUGCAGGUGUCCCAGAGCGGACACUGAAGGCAGUGGCGCGCAUGGCAAUGACAAGUCAUAUCUUGCACGAGCCUCAACCGGGAAGCAUCGCGCACUCGGCGACAUCGGCACAGUUCGUGACCAACCAGAGUAUGAACGACUGGGCCGAGUUCAUGUGUGAGGCGUCAGUACCAGCCGCGUUGCAUCUUGUGGCCGCCACGAAAAGAUGGCCCAAUAGCCAGGCACGCACGGAGACGGCCUAUAACGUUGCCUUUGACACGGAACUGCCUUUUUUCGAUCACUUGGCGACGUUGCCCGAUCGGACCCGGCAAUUUGCGGGUUAUAUGAAAAACGUGACCAGCAGCGAGGGCACCAAACUGGACCAUUUGCUAACUGGGUUCGACUGGGCGGGACUCGGACCGGCGAAGAUUGUGGAUGUCGGAGGUUCAUCAGGCAACGCAGGCACAGCGCUCGCAAAAGCCUUCCCGGGACUUGAUGUGACCGUUCAGGAUCUCCUUGAGAAUGUUAACGAAGGGGCCGCCACGCUGCGUCCCGAUCUGGCGUCGCGCGUCCACUUCCAGGCCCAUGAUUUCUUCCAGCCGCAACCGGUCAUUGGGGCCGACAUCUACCUGCUGCGCAUGAUUCUGCACGACUGGGCCACCCCAGAUGCUGUGCGCAUCCUGAAGCAGCUGAUCGUCGCGCUGCGUCCCGGGUCGCGUAUCCUUAUCAUGGACUCUGUCUUGCCGCGUCCAGGGUCCGUGGCCUCGACAAAGGAGCGACUCCUCCGCGUUCGCGACAUGACCAUGCUGCAAGUUUUCAAUAGCUGUGAAAGGGAUCUAGAUGAUUGGACGCAUAUGUUGAGUCUUGCGGAUGAGCGGUUGCGGCUGGUGGACGUAGCCCAGCCUAGGGGGAGUGUCAUGUCGAUCCUUACUGUUGGUCUUGACUGA
Molecule: messenger RNA, 1383 nt
Organism: Penicillium canescens
Lineage: Eukaryota; Fungi; Ascomycota; Eurotiomycetes; Eurotiales; Aspergillaceae
Exons: 3
Coding region: 1-1383 (460 amino acids)
Molecular function (GO): O-methyltransferase activity
Source: RefSeq, a predicted model, not a curated record